AUGGAGGAGGAGAUGCAGCCGGCAGAGGAGGGGCCCAGCGUCCCCAAAAUCUACAAGCAGCGCGGCCCCUACAGCGUCCUCAAGACGUUCCCCGGCAAGAGGCCCGCGCUGGCCAAGCGCUACGAGCGACCCACCCUGGUGGAGCUGCCGCACGUGCGGCCGCCCCCGCCGCCCUUCGCCCCGCACGCCGCGGUCUCCAUCAGCAGCAGCGAGCCGCCGCCGCCGCCGCCGCAGCAGUUCCAGGCGCAGGGAUCUUUCCCCCCCGGGCCCGGCCGGGCCAACGCCGCCGCGUCGUCGUCGUCUCCGUCCGGCACGCCCGCCGCGUCCCAGGGCCACCUGAGGACUACGGCGCCGCCGCCCGCGGCCCCCGCCGCGUCAUCAUCCUCCUCUUUCGCCGCCGUCGUCAGGUACGGGUCGAGCCCGGCGGCCGCCGCGGGCAGCAGCAGCAGCACGGGCGGCGACGGCGCCAGCCUGGAGCUCAGCGCAGAGAGUCGUAUGAUCUUGGACGCUUUUGCUCAACAAUGCAGCCGAGUCCUUAGCCUCUUAAAUUGUGGAGGCAAACUUCUAGACUCCAACCAUUCUCAAUCCAUGAUAUCUUGUGUGAAGCAGGAAGGCUCAAGUUACACUGAAAGACAGGAACCAUGUCCUGUUGGCAAAGGGGUCCACAGUCAGACCUCAGACAAUUUAGACAUUGAGAUGCAAUAUAUGCAAAGGAAACAACAAACUUCUGCAUUUCUGAGAGUUUUCACUGACUCCCUGCAAAAUUACCUGCUCUCAGGGAGCUUUCCAACUCCAAACACCUCCUCGGUCAGCGAGUACGGCCACCUGGCGGACGUGGACCCCCUGUCGGCAUCCCCCGUGCACACGCUAGGUGGCUGGACCUCCCCAGCAACCUCUGAAUCCCAUGGCCACCCGUCAUCUUCUACGCUGCCUGAGGAGGAAGAAGAGGAGGAAGAGGAAGGCUACUGUCCCCGAUGCCAAGAGCUGGAGCAGGAGGUGAUCUCACUGCAACAAGAAAAUGAAGAGCUCAGAAGAAAGUUAGAGAGCAUCCCAGUGCCCUGCCAGGCCGUGUUAGAUUACCUGAAGACGGUGUUGCAGCAUCAUAACCAGCUGGCGGCCCCGCAGCCCGCCGACCAGCCAGCCGAGGGAAGCAAGCAGCUGUUGAACAACUAUCCUGUCUACAUAACGAGCAAACAGUGGGAUGAGGCUGUAAAUUCUUCCAAGAAAGAUGGGAGGCGGCUCCUUCGAUACCUCAUCAGAUUUGUUUUCACUACCGAUGAGCUUAAGUACUCAUGCGGCCUUGGAAAAAGGAAAAGGUCAGUGCAGUCAGGAGAGACAGGUCCUGAAAGACGCCCUCUGGAUCCAGUUAAAGUAACAUGCCUCCGAGAAUUCAUUAGGAUGCACUGUACCUCCAACCCUGACUGGUGGAUGCCUUCAGAGGAGCAGAUAAACAAGGUGUUCAGCGAUGCUGUGGGUCACGCCCGGCAGGGGCGAGCCGUGGGCACUUUCCUGCACAACGGAGGCUCCUUUUAUGAAGGGAUCGAUCACCAGCCUUCCCAGGAUGAAGUCUUCAAUAAAAAUUCCCAGGAUGGAUCUGGUGAUUAG
Messenger RNA from Dama dama (fallow deer), 1605 nucleotides. RefSeq names its product BEN domain containing 4 (gene BEND4). Bases 1 to 1605 code for a protein of 534 amino acids. Gene Ontology annotation, molecular function: DNA binding. Lineage: Eukaryota; Metazoa; Chordata; Mammalia; Artiodactyla; Cervidae. The record is from RefSeq and is a predicted model, not a curated record. The transcript has 5 exons.